CGAGCUUCGUGUCUCUCCCUUCCAGUAUCUUCAUCUGCAGGCUCGUUCACGUGUAGCGCUGUGCUGCUGUGUACAUCCCAUAUGGCGUGCGGCAGAAUGACUCCUUCUAUGAAGCUCGCUCUGAGAAUCAGGACCCCGGCCAGGGGCGCCGUACGGCUGAGAUCCUCGGCAGUGACAGCCUCUCAGGUGAAGAGGAAGGAGGCUGCUGAACAGACAGGGGAGAAGCCAUGGCCUGUGGGCUCCCACAUAGAUCACAUAGAGAAUGUGGGGGGCAGACCCUGCCCUACUCUCACCAUAGACUUCCACAACACACAAGAAGCCUACAGAAGUAAGAACACGUGGGAGCUGAUGAGAAGUAUGCUGGUGUUCUAUCUGUGCUCUGUAGAUCGCCUUGUGGACAGGAAUCAGCAGCUCCUCCAGUUGUCCAGAAAAUUGCUUGGCACGAGGCUUUUUGAAACGAUAAUGAAGAUGACCUUUUAUGGACAGUUUGUUGCUGGAGAAGAUCAGGAAGCUAUCAAACCAAUCAUAAGACGGAAUCGUGCAUUUGGAGUUGGCUCUGUCCUAGACUACAGUGUGGAAGAAGACCUUACCCAAGAAGAAGCAGAGAAGAAAGAGAUUGAAUCAUGUACUGCUGAAGCGGAAAAGGAAAAUGUUGGUGCUGUGCAGCGAGAGAAGAAGUACCAAGUACAGCCUGGCUUUGGUGACCGACGUGGGGGUGUCAUUAGUGCCAGAACAUAUUUUUACGCAGAUGAAGCAAAAUGUGACUAUCACAUGGAGACCUUUUUAAAUUGUAUUGAAGCAUCAGGUGGAAGUUCUGAAGAUGGCUUUUCUGCAAUCAAGCUCACUGCAUUAGGAAGGCCCCAGUUUUUGUUGCAGUUUUCUGAAGUGCUUAUAAAAUGGCGCCGAUUCUUCCACCAGCUGGCAGCAGAUCAGGGCAAAGCUGGGUUAGCCGCUGUCGAAAUUGAACUGGAAGUGGAAAAGUUACAAGAAAGUUUGGCCAAACUAGGAAUUGCUACAAAAGAUGAAAGUCAUAACUGGUUCACGGGUGAAAAUCUUGGACUAUCAGGAACUGUGGAUUUGCUGGACUGGAACAGUUUGAUUGACAGCAGAACAAAGCUCUCCAAACUUCUUUUGGUGCCAAAUUUGCAGAGCGGACAGUUGGAACCUCUCCUGUUCAGAUUUACAGAGGAAGAAGAUUUGCAAAUGAAGAGGAUGUUGCAGAGAAUGGAUGUUCUUGCAAAGAAAGCCUUGGAAACGGGUGUUCGCUUGAUGGUUGAUGCAGAACAGACCUAUUUCCAACCUGCAAUCAGCCGUCUGACAUUGGAAAUGCAGCGUAAAUUUAACAAGGACAAUCCCAUUAUCUUCAACACGUACCAGUGCUACUUAAAGGAAGCUUAUGACAACGUGACAGCGGAUGUAGAGCUGUCUCGACGAGAAGGCUGGCAUUUUGGUGCCAAACUUGUCAGAGGGGCCUACAUGCAGCAAGAAAGAAGCCGUGCAGCAGAGGUUGGCUAUGAAGACCCUAUCCAUCCCACUUAUGAGAAAACCAACGAGAUGUAUCAUAGAUGCCUUGACUAUGUUUUAGAAGAGAUCCGACACAAUCGUAAAGCAAAUGUGAUGGUAGCCUCUCACAACGAAGACACAGUGAAAUUUACUCUGAAAAGAAUGAACGAAUUGGGCAUUUACCCUGAGGAUAAAAAAGUAUAUUUUGGACAACUGCUCGGCAUGUGCGACCAAAUAAGUUUUCCUCUUGGCCAAGCAGGCUACCCUGUUUAUAAAUAUGUUCCCUAUGGACCUGUCAAUGAAGUUCUGCCGUACCUAUCCAGGAGAGCCCAGGAAAACCGUGGCUUCAUGAAAGGAGCCGUGAGAGAGCGUGAGCUCCUGUGGACGGAGUUCAAAAGACGUCUGCUUACAGGGAACCUACUUUACACUCCCAGAUUCUAGAGAGAUGGCAGCGUGGAACUCAGCAGUGAAAACUGACAAGAAUGACAUCCAUACACAUAAUAUUUAAACUUGUUUUCCUUUUAAAGAAUAUUUAUAGGAAAUAUUUUAUAUUUUUUAAAUUAAACCAAAACCCAAACGAAUGCAGCUGUGUUUUUAAACCAAAUCCAUGUUGUUCAUGCUUUAAGGAAAUUGCCCUUUCAGCAAUAGAUUGCAAAAAAGAAAAAACAAGUUUAUAUUUAAAAAGAGAAAAGUUAUUACAGAUUACUUUCCAGGCAGAUUAGAAUGUAUCGUAAUUUAAAUUAUUUAUUGUACUCAACAAUUGAAUGUGUGUGUUAAAUUGCUGUGACAAAGCUUGAUAAAGCUGAACAAGUAUAGGGAAAUAUGUGUAAGGGUUUGUGAAAGUCUUGCAGCCACUCCCAAUGCACCAAAAUACAUUAAUUCUGAAAACAAGUCAUGGACUUGAUGAAACAAAUCUGACUCUGGUUAAAUAUUAGGAGUCAACAUGACUAGUAUCUUAGCUGUAAUGUCAGGUACACACAGAGUUUUUUUGUUUAACUCAGCGGGCUGAACGGGAACAAAGUUGAGACUGCUGUACUAACCCAAGUGAUAGUGCAGCAAUCUCCCCCCGUUGAGCUGUUGUGUACUGACAGGGGGACUGCUCCCCACUGGAACACAUUGAUCAGAGCUUGCAGCCAUUUGCUGUAAGCUCUGAUUGGAUGCUGGUUUUCCAGCUUUUUUCGGACAGGUUGCUGUACUUAUGGGCUAAAUGUUGGCCUGUUUCUGUUGAACUGGCCGAUAUUGAGACUGGGUGUACUAGCCUUUAGUGUAUUCUUCCCAGCAGAAAGUGAAUAUAUCUUUAAACCAAGUUACCUCUUGAAGCAAACCGUUCUUCCUUUAACAGCUCUUUUUAGAACGUGUUUUCCUGGUUUUGUGAUUCUCUAUUGAUUAGCAGCUGAGCAGACGAGAAGGAAUGAACGCUUUAAUAAUGAUUUGGAAAGCAUCAUGUCAAGUGCUCUUUUAUUUAUGCAGGUUUUUAGUGUCAGCAUAGUAUUUUCUGAUUAGCGAUUUAUUCGUGGUGUUUUCUUUAGUUUUUCAUUGCGUUGUGUGGAGUUCCUCCAUAUAACCUGCAUAUUUGUUGCAAACUGUAGUGUAAUGAUUUGGAUUGCAGUACUUUUUCAUUUAAAUCUUUUUUGCUUGUAUAAUAAAAUCAUGUUGCAUGGAUGCAUUUUACAUUCCAUGGAAAUGCUUUAGAUUCUUAAAUCUCCUUGUAGAGUAAAUGCCUAUACUGUUACUGUAGAUUACAUUGUACGUAACCAUUUCCUAAAAUCUGUUUCUUUUAAUAGAUUGCUACUUGUUGAACAUCUUUAACAGUUCUUGUUAUUCUCUGCAUAUCUAUUAUAUGUAAUGUUAACAUCUUGUUGGGCAGUAUUGUGAACAUAUGCUGUUCCUAAUUAGAAUCUGCAUAGCCAAUAGCAUCUGUUGAUGUAAAAUGCUAAGUUUUGAGAUGGCAGUAUAUAGCUGUAAACUCCUCCAGUCUUUUGUCCCAGUGACCUUCAUUAAUCAAGACGUGUGUCCAUUUAAUUAAAUUGCAUGCCGGUAGUAUACUGUAGUUCAAAAAGCUUUUCUAUGCAGUGAUUUUUGACACACUGAUAUCAGCUGCCUGCCUGAGGUGUUCUUUGAAAAAGAUUUUAACAAGCUUUCAACACUGAGUGGAGCGAAGAAAAUUAUGUUACUUGAUAAUCAAGGUAAUAGGAUUAUCUAAUAAUUUAACAUUAUAUUGGGUAAAAAUUAUGUACCAGUCCGAUUAUUAUUAAAAAAUAUAUAUAGAUUUGAAAGCA
Molecule: messenger RNA, 3782 nt
Organism: Rana temporaria (common frog)
Lineage: Eukaryota; Metazoa; Chordata; Amphibia; Anura; Ranidae
Product: proline dehydrogenase 1, mitochondrial-like
Exons: 14
Coding region: 82-1944 (620 amino acids)
Cellular component (GO): mitochondrion
Molecular function (GO): proline dehydrogenase activity; FAD binding
Source: RefSeq, a predicted model, not a curated record